AUGAGAAGUUUAAGCAAGAUCUUAUUUAGACGUCCUCAACUUUGGGUGUCACGAGUCGCCCCUGCAUUGGGUUAAAAGUCUAUGUUUAAAUACAGUGCGCGUAUAAAUUGUACAAAUUUUUAGAUUCAAACAAUUUCUAAAAUGGCAAGCUCAAAACCAUACCCUUACAGAAUUACAAGGCAAAUUAGAGUGAAAUAGAUUCUAAAGUAGAGCCCACUGACUUCUGCCUUUUCAGUUCGAUUCAACCAAUCUUUCCCAAUAAUCCUAUGAAUUGUCAGAUCAAAAUUGGAAAUUUGAAACGAAUCACUAAACCACUCCUCUACUCAAUUAUUUCCCCUGACAACGGAGAGAUCUUUACUAUAGGCAUAGCUUUAAAUAAAUCUGUGGAGAAGAAUUUAAAUGCCGAAUUAAAAUUUUUAGAAUAAGGAAAAGAAAAUGGAAACCUUUUAAUAAAUGAUCCAAUAAGCAACACAUUUAAUUUAGAUAUAAUAUCAAAACAAGUAUGAGACUAAAAUAUUUAGAAAAAUUAUCGAUUCAAAAUCACCAAGAUAGAAAUGACACCCGAUGGAAUAUUUGCCCAAGGAAUACCAUAUAAAGAUCGACCAUUAACAUAAGCAGAAUAAAUAAUCGAUAUCCAACAUGAAAUUCGAAUGGUGAAUUCACUUGUACAAUAAAUAAGAAAGCUAGCCUAAUAUGAUAGGGUUGAAGUAUUUUCAGAAGUUAAAUAUUCCUUAUUGGAUUCUAGUGAAAAACUCACUCCCAAUUAGGUUGAUGAAUUAGUAUUCUAAAUCGCUGCAGGUCUCUCUAAAUUACUAACCAGCAAUUUGAAAAUGAACACAUCCAAUUUUGUUUAAUAAUUAUUGGAGAGUUAAACUUAUAUUGACAGACUCUUUAUUCUAAGAAAACAAUUAGAGAAUAUGUCAGGAGUACUUGAUCUAGUGAAUAAGCAUUUCAAAGAAGCAGACUCCUCACUAUUGAAAUUGCAUCAAUAAACUUUAGCUAAAUUAGCAACAGAAUACAUUAGAUAAAAUUAUUUGAAGGAUGCCAGUCAAUCUUAAUAAUAUGGAGGAACUGCUGGAACUCAAUAAUUUAGUGGAGAUAAGGUACAUGUUUCUACAAUUAAUUUAAAGUAAUCUUCAUUAGUUAAAAAGUACUACGAUAAAUUAUCAUUAAUUACUGAUGAAUCCUCAAGAGAAAAAGUUAAACGUGAGAUUGAAAGAUUCAGUUUAUUGGACAAAUAGAGUUCAGAAUUUCAUAAAAUUAAUUCUUAUUUGGAUGAAGUUUUUAGCAUUCCAUUUCAUAAGUUUUCUGUAAUUUUAUUUAAUUUAUAUAGCCUGUUCAAUGGGAUAUCCAGUUUGCAAAGGAUGUACUUGAUAAAGAAAUCGAAGGUUUAGAGAAAGUCAAGGAGAGAAUAGUUGAAAUGAUAUCAGUUAAUAAAUUAAAAAACGCAGGUGAAAAGGCCAAGGGAUUUAUCCUUCUGUUAAAUGGUCCCCCAGGAACUGGAAAAACUUCAAUAGCCAAGAGCAUAGCCAAAGCCCUUAAGAGAACUUCAAGAUUCAUUUCUUGUGCUGGAGUUGCAGACCCCACAUUCUUUAAAGGGCAUAAGCGUACUUAUGUAGACUCAAUGCCUGGUGUAUUUAUUAGAGAACUAAUCAAAUCAAAUACUAUGAAUCCUGUAUUCAUACUAGAUGAAUUGGAUAAGGUAUCUAAACAUCACUCUGGUGGUGCCGAUCCUUAUUAUACCUUAUUGGAAAUAUUGAAUCCUGAGGAGAAUCAUAAUUUCACUGAUCAUUACAUGGAUAUCAGUGUAGAUUUUUCACAUGUUAUUUUUAUUCUCACAUCUAAUGAUACACUUUAAAUGUUAGAGCCACUUAAAAACAGAUUAGAAACUAUUGAUAUCUAGGCCUAUAUUCAAGAAGAGAAAUUAUAGAUAGCAACCAAUUUCUUGGUUAAGAAAAGUAUUGAAACUAAUGGAAUCGAAGCUUAAAUGAUUAAAUAUGAUGAAUAGGCUUUGACUAAAAUAAUUAAGGCUUGGUGCUACUAAGAAAGUGGAGUCAGAGAAUUGAAAAGAUGCUUAGAAAAAAUAGCUAGAAAACAUGCUACUAAUAUAUUAGCUGCUAAUCCUAAUCUUUGUGAUAAAGUUGAUGAAUUGAAUCAAAUUGCAUUUGAUCCUACGACUUAAAGUUUAGACUUGACUAAAGAUUAAAACUUAGAAUUGAUAUCUUAAUAUUUAGGUCCACCUGCUUUUGAUAUUCAAUUAGAACAGAGAUCCAUUAAGAAAUUUCCACCAGGACAAGUCAACAUUCUGACAGUAGGUGGAAUGAUUGGACAUGUCUUAACUGUUGAAAGUUGUUUUGAUUUAAGUGAAACAGAAAAGAAAGGAUAAAUCUAAGCUUCGGGAAAUAUCAAAUUAGUUUUAUAAGAGUCUCUUAAACUAGCUAAAAUAAAUGCAUUUAAAUUUUUGAAUGAAGAAUAGAAAAAGAAAUUGUAGAAUUCUGCAAUUCAUAUGCAUUUCACAGAAGGAGCUACUCCAAAGGAUGGACCAUCUGCAGGAACAGCUAUUACAACAGCUUUGCUAAGUUUAGUUAUGAACGUUGUUGUGCCUAGUAACUUAGGAAUGACUGGAGAAAUAUCAUUAAAUGGAUAAGUUUGCAAAAUAGGUAUUGAUGAUGUUAAUUAUAUAGGUGGAUUAUAACAAAAAUUGAUUGCUGCAAAAACCUUAGACAUCGUUGAUAUCAUACUUCCAUAUGCUAACUUAGGAGAUGCAUUAAAUUUACCACAGCAACUUAUCAAAGGUCUAAAUUUAUAUUUUGUUACCGAUUACAGACAGAUUUACGAAUUGAUAUUUGAACAACAGAUAGCUAAUAACAAUUAUACAAUUAAUAAAAUAAAAAAUGGAGUAUUUGAAACUGAUUAAAAUGGAACUAAAGAGCAAAUUUAAUGUACAAUAAAUUAUUGA
Molecule: messenger RNA, 2959 nt
Organism: Paramecium octaurelia
Lineage: Eukaryota; Ciliophora; Oligohymenophorea; Peniculida; Parameciidae
Source: the annotation of a GenBank genome assembly